AGUGGUGAAAAUCGAAACUUUCGUCUUCAAUCGGAAAUUGUCCGCAACCUAACUCCGGUCAACGGGCUAAGUAAACGAAGUAAACACGCCGCUUGCCAUCCAGAAUUAUGCAUUUAGUGAACAGAAAGUCCCAGUGCAGCUGAAGUCGUUUGAGAAAUCUUCGCGUACACCGAGGUAUUGACCCUUUGACAAUCCUUAAUAUUAUGGAACUUUUAAGAUCAAAUCCAAUGUGCUUCUACAACUCUCUUGUUUCUUGAGCUGCCAACACUGCGCUUUUCCGUCAGCAUCAGAAAAAGCGACGUAUUCACCUAAAGUAAAAAAAAACAACUUAGUUCAGCACGACGUGCUCCGUGGCAUUUGCACGCAAAUGUGUCCCAAGAUCUUAAACAUGGUCUACCUGCCAGCAGUAGUGGUAGCAGCAUAGCAUCAAAAGUUUUAUUUUGUUGUGUCCACGCUUAUGCGGCAGUAGGAAUCGAAGAGAUCCCCGUCGAAAAGCAACAUCACAGCAAAAAAGCCCAUACGUACAGCUGGUUACCAACCAUCCUCAUCAUCAGCAUCGUUUGCCCACUGCUGGCUGCAGCCUAUACAGUCUGCAGAGUACACAUCAGUUAAGGUUGGCAAUCGCGCACACGAAAGAGCAGAUCGCAUUGUGUAGCUCACUCAAUCCGAAAGGUAUUCCGCAGGUUUGCCCCUCUACGCCUAAAGUCCGUCGAGAGAGAGCGAGUGGUGUAGAAGAAAGAAAAUCGACUUCGAGACUGGAGUUGAAAAUUUCACUUUCUUUUUCUGGAAGGAAAACGGCUAAGGAAAAAACUGGAUUCAUUCAUCAAAAUUCAUAUCGAAAAGUCAUAAUGUCGGGGUGCGUAUCGUUUUAGUAACCGAAACUGUGUGAAUAUAGAAAACGGAAAGAUUUUCUAGUGCUUCGCAAUAUUUUGGUGCGUUUUCGCUUCCAUUUGGUAAAUGACGGACUGAGUCAGACUGUCGUGAAAGUGAAAUCAUCUUAAAUUGGAUAUUCUGGUGAGGUGUGGAAAGUAUCAAGGGGUUGAUAACAAGCAAUAUACCGAUAUUUGUUCUUUGAAAUCGUACUUUUCGGGUCGUUCUUGAUGACGUACCAGAAUAAUAAUUGCUGAAUACAUUUGUGCCGGUCCAUAACAUAAAAACUCAAAAAGAGAAAAAACGACCUAAGAUGUCGAAUUGUUUUGAAGAGAAACCUGUUUUGAGGGUCGUUUGAAGAAGAGAUUUUUUUUUGGGUAUCAACCACGGUCCCCAACUUUCAACUCGUGUGUAUCUCUCGGGUAGUAAUUGUGUGCGUUUAACUGAAUUUGGAUUGUUUCGCAAAAAAUCUUGCUCCACCCUCGAAAAAGUAAACCGCAUCAUAUCGACAGGAAGUGUCAUCAACCCAAAAAAUUGGUAAAGCUGGGAGCAAAUCUGGUGGUGCCUAGGUACCAUUCCCACGAAACGGGUGUUCGAGCCCGGAGAAAUACCAUAAUCAUGGCAACUUCCGAUGGUCAGAAAUCUCAGCAGGUCGAUACGACACCGGAAAAGGAGGAGAAACGCGUAGGAUGUGCUCACUAUAAACGACGUGCCAAAUUUGUGACUCCUUGCUGCAACAAGUUCUACAUGUGCCGCUACUGUCACGACGAGAACGAAACACACUUCUUCAACCGUAAAACAGUAACGGAAUUGAUCUGUACCGAGUGCAACACCCGGCAGAAGGUGCAGGCGGAAUGUGAGCAAUGUGGAGUACGAUUUGGACGGUAUACGUGUCUAGUGUGCAAUCUCUUUGACGAUGAGGAUCGAAACCAGUACCACUGUGAUGGUUGUGGCAUUUGUCGUGUGGGAGGACGAGGUCGGUUCUUCCACUGUGAAGUCUGCAACAUGUGUUUGCCCCUGCAGCUUCAGAUCGAUGGGCAUAGGUGCGUUGAAAAUGUAUCAAGAUCAAACUGCCCUGUCUGUUUGGACGAUAUUCAUACAUCCCGGAUACCUUGUCACAUUCCGGACUGUGGACAUUUGCUGCAUAGAACAUGUUUCGAAGAAUUGUUAUCUUCGGGUCAUUAUGCGUGCCCCACCUGUCAAACUUCCAUGAUGGACAUGAACCAAUUGUGGGAAUAUCUCGAUUCAGAAGUAGCAGCCACACCGAUGCCAAAGGAAUACGAAAAUUAUCGAGUAGAUAUUUUGUGUAAGGAUUGUCAUAAGGAAUCUACAGUUAAAUUCCAUGUUGUUGGGUUAAAGUGUACACACUGUGGAGCGUACAACACGUGUCGAACCAAGACGAAAAGCAUGGAUGUUUCUCCAAAAUGCACAAACAACAAUGAAGCACUCUCAAACGGCGAAAGUAGUAGCAACGGCAGCAGUAACAGCAGCAAUCCGCAGGCCUCAACUUCAUCUUCCACCAGCGUCAUUAGCACCAUGGCAACGAUGGCUGCCAACGUGGUUCGAAGAAACAUAGUCUUUCCAUCAACUUCCGCAACUGCCAGCAUUGAUAGCGCAUCUUCGAGCUCUGCAGCCAGUAGUGGGAGCUCCACAACGACCAUGGCUAGCGAAGAACCAGCCAACCAAAGUUCUGCAGAGCCCAUAGAAAGUCCUCCAGCGGCCGCGAUUUCUAGCGAUGGGAUUGCCGAUACUAAUAGCAGUAGUAGUAGUAGCAGCAGUAGCGGUAGUAAUAAUAAUGGUAAUGGCAGCAGCAGUAAUAGCGAUAACGAUAGUAGCAAAUAUAAUGGACAUUCCGCGUAUAGCAAUGGCGUAAGCGAAGCCUAGUUGUUCUCUAGAUGAUAUUAAAAAAAAACUUUUCCUCGAAGAAACGCUUGUCGACGGGCUGUCCCCAGCGUUUAGCAUGUUAGGACAAGUUAGCUGUAUAAUGACGAUUUUCUUUAGACACGACAGCGUGAACACUUCCAUAAGGAAAAUCUCGUAUUUUCUACGGGAAAUUGGUGAAAAUCGGAGUUCAUUCCAAACAUUUUGGAUUCCGAAUUCGCAAUUCAAACUGUUUUUAUAUUAACAAAAUUUUAUUCUCAUUUCACUGUAAAAUUUUAUUUUCUAGACGUUUAUAGAUAGGUGUUGAUUAUUUGCGGUUAUUUGUAUAUUUUGUAAAAUAUAAUUUUUAAUACAUUUGUGAUUGUUUGAGUUUAAUUUCUAUACGAAAUUAGUGCAUGAAAAUUUCACUUGUUUCCAAUAAAGUAUUGAACAGUGGAACUAGCAAAUAGUAUAGAUAAUAGAUUCGAUCGUUGGAGAACAUUGCAAAGGCUUGCAAUUAUUGCGGUUUGCUCAUUCUGCAAAACAUCUGAAAUCACUAUAUUUUUUCCAAUAACCGAUUAAAAAUUAAACACAAUGAAGAAGUGAAAGUCUAAUUCAAGAAACAAUUGAAAAUCAUUAAAUUUCGUUAAUCUAUUUCUCGACAGCAAUCUCAAAUAUUCUACCAAUAGCAACAGAAAAUUGGGAGAUUUGAUCCCAUUUUUUAAUUUUAAUGUUGGACAUCUUGUAAUUUGUCUAUCCAAACUCGUGUUAUUGCUCGAUGAGGAAGGUACAAACAAAAAGUCUGUUUAAAACACCCAAUUGCCACUCUAAAUUUAUGACCAAAUUAAAUAAAAAAUAAUCAAACAUGUUCCAAACAUAGUUAUCAGAUCCUAGGAGUUGAGAAGCGGAGGGAAACGGAACUGAGCUUCAUCCAACGAAAAAAAAAAAUCAACUUUAGGUAGUUCUCGUUUUUCCAAUUUUGCUGUAGUUUGCGACCGCCUAUAGACCAGCCUGGUCCAUCUCAUGUACCUUUUAUGUUAUCGCCUGAAUAAAUAUUGUGUUCUUUUGAUUUAGUCAUUGUAAAUAAUCAUAUGUAAUAGUAUAAUGUGAUAAAUUUAUAUAAUUGAUUGAUUGAAAUCGAAAUAAAGACAUUUUUUCUUCAAUAA
Uranotaenia lowii is the source of this 3896-nucleotide messenger RNA. RefSeq names its product RING finger and CHY zinc finger domain-containing protein 1 (gene Rchy1). Gene Ontology annotation, biological process: ubiquitin-dependent protein catabolic process; protein ubiquitination. Lineage: Eukaryota; Metazoa; Arthropoda; Insecta; Diptera; Culicidae. The record is from RefSeq and is a predicted model, not a curated record. The transcript has 8 exons. Gene Ontology annotation, cellular component: nucleus. The coding region runs from base 1489 to 2754 and encodes 421 amino acids. Gene Ontology annotation, molecular function: zinc ion binding; ubiquitin protein ligase activity.